AUGGGAGUGCCACGGUCCCAGCACGUCUUCUUUAGGAGCUGGGUUGGGUCGAGUGGAGCGUCCCAGGUUGUGUUCACCUUCCUUUUGCUUCCAUGUUGCCUGGCUCUGGAUUUCAGAGCCCCCCCUUAUCUCCCAAAUGUUCCUUUCCUCUGGGCUUGGAAUGCCCCAACUGAACCUUGUUCUAAGAAGUUUAAUGUGCUGCUAGAUCUGAGUCUCUUCUCUAUGGUAGGAAACCCCCAAAAAGAUGCCAUAGGACAACCCGUUACCUUAUUUUAUGUCGACAGACUUGGCUUAUAUCCUCAUAUAGAUAGACAUGGCAAAGAUGAGAAUGGAGGACUCCCCCAGUUGGGGUCCUUACAAGGGCAUUUGGACAAAGCUAAGGAUGACAUUGCCACUUACAUGCCAAAAGACGGCAAGGGCUUGGCUAUCAUUGACUGGGAAGAAUGGAGGCCUAUCUGGGCAAGAAACUGGAAACCUAAAGAUAUUUAUAGGAAUCGUUCUAUUGAGUUGGUUCAGCAACAAAACUCACAACUUUCUGUCACAGACGCCACCAAGCUAGCCAAAGAAAACUUUGAAUUGGCAGGAAAACAGUUCAUGCAAGAUACUUUAAAAUUGGGAAAAACACUUCGGCCAAAACACUUAUGGGGCUACUAUCUUUUUCCUGAUUGUUACAAUCAUCAUUAUAGGAAAGACGGUUACGACGGGCAUUGCUUUGAUGUAGAAAAGAAAAGAAAUGAUGAGCUUAACUGGUUGUGGAAUGAAAGCACUGCGCUUUUCCCAUCCAUUUAUUUGAAUACCUACCUGAAGUCCAAUGAGCGAGCGGCGCUCUUCGUGCGGAGUCGUGUUUACGAAGCUGUUCGCGUUUCUAAAGUACCCAAUCCUAACAGCCCACUUCCAAUUUUUAUAUACGCUCGUCCAGUCUUUACUGAUCAAUCUUCGAAAUUCCUUACUCAGGAUGACCUUGUGAAUACACUUGGUGAAACUGUUGCUCUAGGUGCCUCUGGAAUUAUAAUGUGGGGAAGUCUCAAUUUAAGUCAAAAUUUGGACUCCUGCACGAAUCUACACAAUUACAUGAAGACUACAUUGAAUCCUUACAUCAUAAACCUCACCCUUGCAGCCAAAAUGUGUAGCCAAGUGUUUUGCCACGGGCAAGGAUUUUGUGUAAGGCGAGAUUGGGAUUCAUUUAACUAUCUUCACCUGAACCCAGUGAAUUUUGCUAUCGAAAUGAAGGACAAUGGAAAAUUCGUAGUACGAGGGGAACCCACACUUGAAGACCUGAAGCAAUUUUCCGAAAAAUUUUAUUGCAGCUGUUAUGGCAAUGUCAGCUGUGAGAAGAAAGUUGAUUUAAAUGACACUCAUGCCAUUCAUGUAUGCGCAACCAAAGAUAUUUGUAUAAAGGCCAUUCUAAACUCAGAAUGUGAAAUAUUCCAGUCAAGUACCAGUGUACUGCUCUUUUUCUUAUUCUUUUUAUUUUUUUUGGAAAAUGAAUGCUCUGGCAUACGAACAAGAAUUUGA
Hipposideros armiger (great roundleaf bat) is the source of this 1515-nucleotide messenger RNA. It is a transcript of the gene SPAM1, whose product is annotated as sperm adhesion molecule 1. The transcript is spliced from 3 exons. Bases 1 to 1515 code for a protein of 504 amino acids. Gene Ontology annotation, molecular function: hyalurononglucosaminidase activity. Gene Ontology annotation, cellular component: acrosomal vesicle. The record is from RefSeq and is a predicted model, not a curated record. Gene Ontology annotation, biological process: hyaluronan catabolic process; fusion of sperm to egg plasma membrane involved in single fertilization; carbohydrate metabolic process. NCBI's taxonomy places the organism in Eukaryota, Metazoa, Chordata, Mammalia, Chiroptera, Hipposideridae.